Molecule: messenger RNA, 6741 nt
Organism: Numida meleagris (helmeted guineafowl)
Lineage: Eukaryota; Metazoa; Chordata; Aves; Galliformes; Numididae
Gene: PELI2
Product: pellino E3 ubiquitin protein ligase family member 2
Exons: 6
Coding region: 105-1367 (420 amino acids)
Biological process (GO): regulation of Toll signaling pathway; protein polyubiquitination
Molecular function (GO): ubiquitin protein ligase activity; protein binding
Source: RefSeq, a predicted model, not a curated record
GUAGUGUCCGCCGUCGGGCGGCCGCCGGCUCAGUGCGGGGCGCAGCGCGGAGCCCGCUCGGGAGCUGCACCCCGGGGUGGGUGACCUCGGCGGCGGCCGCCCCGAUGUUUUCCCCCAGCCAGGAGGAGCACUGCGCCCCGAACAAGGAGCCCGUCAAGUACGGGGAGCUGGUGGUGCUGGGGUAUAAUGGCUCCCUCCCUAAUGGUGACAGAGGACGCAGGAAAAGCAGAUUCGCCCUUUAUAAGCGACCUAAAGCGAAUGGAGUUAAGCCCAGCACUGUUCACGUGAUUUCUACUCCUCAAGCAUCCAAGGCUGUCAGCUGUAAAGGUCAGCACAGUAUCUCUUACACUUUAUCCAGAAAUCAGACGGUUGUAGUGGAGUACACGCACGAUAAAGAUACAGACAUGUUUCAGGUUGGGAGGUCAACAGAAAGCCCCAUAGACUUUGUAGUAACAGAUACUAUUUCUGGGAGUCAAAACAAUGACGAAACUCAGAUUACACAAAGCACCAUAUCCCGCUUCGCAUGCAGGAUUGUUUGCGACAGGAGCCCACCGUAUACAGCAAGGAUUUUUGCAGCUGGAUUUGACUCUUCUAAAAACAUAUUUCUCGGCGAAAAAGCAGCAAAAUGGAAAAAUCCUGAUGGCCACAUGGAUGGGUUAACAACAAAUGGGGUGUUGGUCAUGCAUCCGAAAGGAGGGUUCACUGAGGAGUCGAAGCCUGGAGUUUGGCGGGAGAUCUCUGUCUGUGGGGAUGUAUACACUCUCCGGGAGACCAGAUCUGCUCAGCAAAGAGGGAAACUGGUAGAAAACGAGACCAACGUCCUCCAAGAUGGCUCCCUCAUUGACCUGUGUGGAGCCACCCUUCUGUGGAGAACAGCAGACGGACUGUUUCACACUCCGACUCAGAAACACAUUGAAGCUCUGCGGCAGGAGAUCAACGCUGCUAGGCCGCAGUGCCCCGUCGGGUUAAACACUUUAGCGUUUCCCAGUAUCAACCGUAAAGAUGUGGUGGAAGAGAAGCAGCCCUGGGCCUACCUCAGCUGCGGUCAUGUUCACGGCUAUCACAACUGGGGACAUCGCAGUGACACAGAAGCUAACGAGCGGGAAUGUCCGAUGUGCAGAACCAUUGGCCCCUAUGUGCCUCUUUGGCUCGGUUGCGAAGCAGGCUUUUACGUGGAUGCUGGUCCUCCAACUCACGCUUUCACCCCUUGUGGACACGUGUGCUCUGAGAAAUCUGCGAAAUACUGGUCCCAAAUCCCUCUGCCUCACGGUACUCAUGCAUUUCAUGCUGCCUGCCCUUUUUGUGCAACACAACUGUCCGGGGAACACAACUGCGUCAAGCUUAUUUUUCAGGGCCCAAUUGACUGAUAUCACUUUGCGAUGACCACGAUAACAUUUUGUUUAACAACUUACUGUGAAAAAAUUUUGCCACUAACUCUAGAUUUUACCUUUUUUUAUAACGUUAUUAAUAGGGUGGUAGGGUGGGGAUGGGGAGCUGACAAGGAAGUGGUGAGGAACUGUGGUGGAACGGGAUACAUUGAUACCUGGAACUCGACAGAUAUCAGUGGGGUUGCAUGCUCAAAAGCAGCAUAUUCACAAAGUCGUCUUGGUCAAAUCGUAGUAUAUUUGUAAUCUUUUUAUUAGUACCCUGGACCAGAAAAAGAUGUCUUAAUGAUUUUUUUAAGCUGAGAUUUUUCUAAUGGAAAGGUUUUUCUUCUAAACUUUGACAAGCCUUUAAAUCCUAUUUUUCAAACCUAGAAGGAACAUACAGAAUGUAACUGUCUUUAAUUUGCAGUAUAAUUUAACUUGAAUAGUUUCUCAAGGAGCUAAAACAGAAUGUGUGGACAGCCAUAGGUGAAUGUUCACUAGAGAUAAUUGGAUAUGUAAGAGAAAAAUUAGCUGCCUAAAUUGUAGAGUAUAAAUGUAAUUAAAAUACCUAUUACGGUAUAACACAGCUGGCCAACAAGGCAUCAAGGAUUACUUGAAACUGAGGAAAUCCUGUUUGCAUUGAUUUCUUUUCAGUGUAAUAGAUGUCCACUAUUCAUGAUGUGUAGUAUAUGGCUGGUUUUUGUUUUGCUUUUUCUUCCCCGUUUAACUUGCAUAUGGCGAAACCUCUUUUUUACGUAUGUAGAUCUGGUUUUAAGCCAGUGUUCUGUAUAUGUGUAGUCUGAUCUGUUUAUUUCUGCUUAGCUUAGCUUGCCCUAACUGCGCCACGCGUGCCCAGAGCCAUUGGGUUGAGAUGUAGCAAGCCUUGAAAAAUUGAAUUUAAGUAAGGGGUGUAGUGCUACAGCAAAACAGAAGGUUCAGGUGCAAUUUAUACAGAACGUAUUUACGUAGACCUGCGUUCAGGAAAGCACUUACUUGAUAUAUGAGUAUAAUCCCAUGGAUGGGACUUAAGAAUCGAAGUGCUCCAAUGGAUUGUGGUUAUCUGCUGUUACGGUUUGAAAUUUAAAAAAAAAACAAACAAUUAAAAAUAAGUUAUGUAAGCUCACUUAGUAGCCAGAAUGCUGUGAGGAGAACAUCCUUUCUCAUUCAGCUGAGUAUUUUUGUUCAGUUCUCAACACGCUGCCAUCUGUCACCCUUAUAUGCAGAUUGAGAUGUGUUUGUAUCGUUUUUUUUUAAAUGUUUGCAAAUCAAACAGCAUUCAAAUGUAAUCAAAUACAUGUAUCGGGGUGGUACAUCUGAAGUGCAUCACUUGAAAUUCCUGACUUUUUAAGGGAGCUGAUAAAUAUUUACUACGGAGAUAAUUAAAUCAGAAUUUCAUAGGAGAUGUACCCUGCCCACUGUUAGCAUCACUUCAUACAGAAUGAGAGCUCUGAUUUGGUUUUUACCUUUUGCUUUCUGUACUCUUGGUAUCUGAGGUAUCAAUCUAUCCAGUCUAAAAAGAAAAAAUGGGAGAAAGUUGCAACAUCUCCAGAUGAAAUUGAUCAUUCAAACUCAGUUCUGUUUAAUCAACUGUAGCUUUUUGCUAUAUUUGCGCCCUUUGUAUAAAUAGAUAAUUUAUAUGAUUUUAAUAUAUUCUGUAUAUAUACUUGAAUUGGCCUGUUCAUAUUUUGGUUGUAAAAUUAUUUUAUAGUUAACCUUAUAAACAUUUAACAUGUCCCUUGCCGGCGGUGGUGGGACAUGCUUUGUCUGCUGCUGGUUUUAGUGUAAUUUUGCUGUAUAAAUGUUCAGCAUUUUAAUAAUUUGAAAAUAGCUUUACUUUUCUUUUUACUGCUUUUUGCUGUUCUUUUAAAAAAAAACCACAAGUUUUGUUGUGUAGCAUUUCUCUAAAAAUCGGACUGCACGGUUUUGUCCCACUCAGUGAUUGGAAAUAGGUCGAAUCUCGUUAACAGAAAACGAUGUGCUUCUUCCUAGUGCCUUCUCAAUGAGAUCCUCUUGUGAUUCCGUGUGCUCAGUCCUUACUCCCACAAGACAACCUUGUGGCUGAUCUUCAUCAAGAGUGGCGAUCCAACCAGAUGGGGAAGAAAUGCCUUUGGCCUUCAGUUCCUCCUCCUGGUUUCUGUCGUAAAUGUGAAGGUGCCUCUUCCCUGUUUAUAUUCAGUACGAGUUCCUCAGGUUCCAUAUGCAUACUGCAGCGUUGUUUCUGUUUAGCAUAUACCUCAUCUGUGAGAGGCGGUCUCACCUCCACCUCCUUCCUACUGGACUCGGGAAAUACUUAAAUUUGUUUCUCACAAGAGUUGCCAUGAAAGCACACUUUCAGGAAAUGCUGACGGUUGAAUUAUGGCUGUGAGCUGGGGGGCAGAAGUCUUGGGUUCCAUGUACAACAGCUUCACCAGCCCGGGGUGGCAGCUGCUUUUUCUUGAGCUUUAGCUGAUCAGGACACGCAUGCAUGGUCUCAGUUUGAGCCUAAAUGGAUGUGAAGCACAGGUUCCAAGGCACCUCCAUCAUCGUCCUUCCCUUGCUUCCUUCUCUGUUGCAGAUUAAUUGCUGCUUCAGGGCUUUGUAUAGCUGCACCCUGUGCAAAGUGGAUGCACAGAGAUAAAGGAGCAUGUGUUGGAAGUGCCAGCACACUGUCUGCUCGCGGUGUUUGGCUGGUGUGCAGUGAAAGGCAGGUUAAUGGUUCGUAUCUGAGGGAACUGUCCUUUGAAAGACUGUUUUAAGCAGAAUUUCUUUGCUUUCAAUCUGAUGAAAAUACUAUAAGAGGGAACACUUCUAUCUGGGAAAUAAAAUUCCACAGUCCCCGUAUGUAAAUCCAGGUACUUUGCCAUUAACCAGUAUUCAGAGCUAGGGUGAGUCCCACAGAGCUGGGUUUUCUGGGAAGGCAGAGGAGCUGGUAGCGUUUCUUUCCUCACACACCAGUGCCAUGCGUGCUGCUCUGAUUAAAUGAGGGACUGCUCAGUUGCUUAUCCCAUUUCUCCUUCCCUUGCCUCAGUAACCUUCCCAUCCUGCUAACUCAGUUGGAAGCAGUAGUUUCUGGAUAAGUAAGACUGAUUCUGUUUGGAGAAUCUUGAGAACCACGCUCAAGCUUUGUUUGGAAAGCUUAUUUCAUGAUUUCAGUGUUGAGUUUCUUACAUACCAUUUCAAGUACUGGCAGCAUAUUCUGUAAAGUUGUUUUUAACCUGUUAGCUGUUGAUUCGAUUGGAAUGCUUCAAAAACAGCUUUGACUGCAUAACUUAAAGUUGAAAGUAUUUUUCUAGUCUGAUCUUUAAAACAGAAAAAGUCUGUCAUAUCCAUGCAUGCUGGAGCUGUAACACUUCUCUUUUUCCUGGCAGCUUCUUGGUAGAGUGCUGAAGUCUCAAUAGGCAGCUCAGUAGUGAGUGGUGUUCUUUUUUGAACCGUGGUCCAGCUUGUACAAAAGAGUUAGCAUGAUACUGCAUUUUAAUCGAGAUUGUUUUUCAAGUGUGGUCACUUUGUGCCUCUGGUACAGUAGUAGUACUGUACUGGCAUAGCAAUUAAAGGAGGAUUGUGUUUCUUGGGGAGGAUGGGAAUGGGACUCAAAGGAGACGAAAGCUGCUGUCGGACUGCUUCCAUCUGCUGCUGUGCCAGGAGCUGUGACUGUAACUGCUCUGCUUUCAGACCUGGUUCAUGCUCCAAAAAGCAGUCUCUUUUGCUAGGAAGUCCCACGAUGGCUUGGGAAGGCUGUGGUCCUCCCAGGAAAAUGCUGGAUGUGAACGUGGCAGUGCCUGGAAUUGAAGGAUUCUGCUUCAGAGCCUGAGCAGGGAGUAGAGAUGCUGGGCUGAGCAGCUGAGAGUCCCAGGGAGAACUGACCAGGAUUUACUCUUAACUCUGUGUACCUCCAAAAAUAAGCUCUUGGUUUGAACUGUGACAGCUCUCCCCUUGGUGCUCACUGACUUUUCUGCUGUCUGUUUUAUAUCUUGAAGCAGGAGCUUCUCCCAGACUGUCCUGUUCCUGCGCGUCUACUUCAUUUUCCUGGCCCUCGUUACAACUGGUGGUCAUUUAAAAGCAUUUCUAACAUGCUUGGAAAACUGACCUGGCUUGACUCAGUGAGCUGCAAAUACCGCUUUGAAAUGAGCUGCGCUUGUCCCUUUUUUGUCAAGGAUGGUUGUGCAGUGGGUGGCAAGUCGUGUUCCCCCCAUGGUUGUUGCUAACUUUCUGCACUGGCUGUGGAUGGGUGGCUCCCACAGAAUGGACACUGACCCAGGGAGGUGUGAAGCAGAGGGCAGUCCUGUGUUGGAGCUGAGUAAAUGUGGGCAGCCCAACUUCUGGAGUAUUCUGACCAAGGAUUCAUCCUUCCUACUUCUUUACUCAGUUUUCAGCCUCUUGUGAGUUCCUGGUUCCUUUUCCUUCUCUACUAACCUGCGUAGCUGCAGGUAAAUCAGUAAAUGGAGCUUGAAAAGAAGGCAAGGAAGAGAACCUAGAUGCCUCCAGGCUUGCUUCUUUUCAAAGAAAACAAAGUGCAGUUACAAACAUCUUUCAGAGAUUCUUCUCAGUGUUUUUAUUUCAUGAGCACUCUUCACUAGUCUUCACGCUCGGCAUUGUGAAUUGAAAGGGCAAGCUCGGAUGGUUGGGGCAGAUUUGGGGGGCAGGGCGUAGUUGCUAGGCUGAGAAGUUGCAGCGUGCUGACUAGGCCCCACUGACUGCAGCAGGGCCCUUUGCUGUUGAAGCCCCUUCUGUUUCCAUCACGGUGCUUGGGGAUGGGUGUUGUUUUUCUCUAGGGCCAAACAUGUGGUGAGGAGCCCCUGGAAGCUCCCUCUCCGUGUCACACAGCCACAGGGACAGCCUCAGCCACGCAUGGAGAAGUUACAUUCACCUUCCAGCAGCGUUAGCAGCUCUUCUGGGUGUGUUUGUAAAAACUGGUCUUUUCGACACUGUGUGAAAUGAACUGAAAUGAUUUCUUUGCCGUUGUACCCAUGGAAGUACAAGCCAUUUUACAGGGGGGGGGAGGGGAGAACCUUCAAAAUAAGGAGUAAAAAAAAAAAAUUAAAAUGUUAUCUCUGUAUUCUCAUCGCCUCCUUCAGUUUUUUUUUUCCCCCUGCUGACUGGUUGUCAGAGCUUGACUUGGAUUUGCAAAACCAUAUGAAGAACUUUAACAAGAAAGCGUUGAAAAUACUACCGCUUCUCCUGCUCUUUCAUCCCCUUUCCUCUAUUCCUCAGCAAACAAAACCCUGCACCUCUGAGGAUUCUUAAGCAUCCAAGGUACAGAGCGUAUUCAGGUGUGAGUGCCCUGAAAUUUCAGUUAUUCCUGUCCCUGAUUUUUUAAAUUGAGCUGUUUGUUUUCGAUGCCAGCUGCCUUCUCGCGGUGUUCACGUAAUGGCAAAAUAAAAGCAAUUUCCAGGAA